Mirounga angustirostris (Northern elephant seal) is the source of this 3775-nucleotide messenger RNA. It is a transcript of the gene KBTBD13, whose product is annotated as kelch repeat and BTB domain containing 13. The record is from RefSeq and is a predicted model, not a curated record. The coding region runs from base 127 to 1506 and encodes 459 amino acids. Gene Ontology annotation, molecular function: protein binding. Lineage: Eukaryota; Metazoa; Chordata; Mammalia; Carnivora; Phocidae. Gene Ontology annotation, biological process: regulation of the force of skeletal muscle contraction; relaxation of skeletal muscle. The transcript has a single exon.
CGUACUAUCUUUAGCCAGGGAGAUAUUUAUAUCCCCCUGGAAGUUUUUUCCGUUCCGGGGGAGCCCCAGAGGCGGUGGCCGCUGAAUCGAGGCCCCCCGCGGCGGCCCCCGCCCUUCCGGCUCGCCAUGCCACGGGCCCCAGAGGUCCCCCCGGUGCAGGUGUGGGUGGGCGGCCAGCUCUUCCAGGCGGACCGGGCCCUGCUGGUGGAGCACUGCGGCUUCUUCCGCGGUCUCUUCCGCUCCGGCAUGCGAGAGACGCGCGCGGCCGAGGUGCGCCUGGGCGCGCUCAGCGCUGGCGGCUUCCACACCACGCUGCAGGUGCUGCGCGGCGAGCGGCCGGCGCUGGCGGCCGACGAAGAGCUGCUGCAGGCCGUGGAGUGCGCCGCCUUCCUGCAGGCGCCCGCGCUGGCGCGCUUCCUGGAGCACAGCCUCACGUCGGACAACUGCGCGCUGCUGUGCGACGCGGCCGCGGCCUUCGGCCUGCACGACGUGCUCCGCAGCGCCGCGCUCCUCAUCCGCGACGGCGGGCGCGAGCUGGCGGCCGAGCUGGCGCUGCCCGAGGCCCGCGCCUACGUGGCGGCGCUGCGGCCCAGCAGCUACGUGGCCGUGAGCACGCACACGCCGGCGCCCGGCUUCCUGGAGGACGCGUCGCGCACGGUGUGCUACCUGGACGAGGAGGAGGACGCGUGGCGCACGCUGGCCGCGCUGCCCCUGGAGGCCAGCACGCUGCUGGCGGGCGUGGCCACGCUGGGCAACAAGCUGUACAUCGUGGGCGGCGUGCGGGGCGCCAGCAAGGAGGUGGUGGAGCUGGGCUUCUGCUACGACCCGGCCGGCGGCACGUGGCGCCGGUUCCCCAGCCCGCACCAGCCGCGCUACGACACGGCGCUGGCCGGCUUCGAUGGCCGCCUCUAUGCCAUCGGCGGCGAGUUCCAGAGGACGCCCAUGAGCUCUGUGGAGCGCUACGACCCGGCCGCGGGCUGCUGGAGCUUCGUGGCUGACCUGCCGCAGCCGGCCGCCGGCGUGCCCUGCGCCCAGGCGCGUGGCCGCCUCUUCGUGUGUCUGUGGCGGCCGGCCGACACCACGGCGGUGGUGGAGUACGCUGCGCGGGCGGACGCGUGGCUGCCGGUGGCCGAGCUGCGGCGUCCGCAGAGCUACGGCCACUGCAUGGUGGCCCACCGCGACAGUCUCUACGUGGUGCGCAACGGACCUAAAGACGACUUCCUGCACUGCGCCAUCGACUGCCUGAACCUGGCCACGGGCCAGUGGACGGCACUGCCUGGCCAGUUUGUCAACAGCAAGGGAGCGCUCUUCACGGCGGUGGUGCGCGGCGACACAGUCUAUACGGUCAACCGCAUGUUCACGCUGCUCUAUGCCAUCGAGGGUGGCACCUGGAGGCUGCUCAGGGAGAAGGCCGGCUUCCCACGGCCCGGCUCCUUGCAGACCUUCCUCCUUAGGCUGCCUCCCGGCGCCCCGGGGCCUGUGGCCUCAGCGACACCGGAACUGUGAUCCUGGGCUGGCCUUUAGGAGGGGAUAUCCCGGAGUCUUCGCUGAGCCGUGGCUGGGUCUAUAAGGCUGGCCUUCGGAGCUGCAUGGAACUUCUGUCUCCCUGGUUGAGACACGCAGGUCUUGGGCCUUGUGGUGAUCAGUCCAAGAAAUUCAGAGAGUAACAACGAGGCUGGGGUCUGAACCCUCAAAUUACUUGGGCUCUGCUGAGAGGUGGUGGGUCACGAUGCCAGUGGAAUGUGUCGGGGGUAGGAUUUCAAUAAUCCAGGCUUGUGUGUGAAUGGGCCAAUAACUGAGCAUGGCUAGGAGUGAGUUAAGUGAUGUUAAUCCAACUGCCAGUCAUUUGGCAACAAUUAGGCACCUACUGUGUGCCCAGUACAGUGCUAGGUCUAAUGUCGCUGUAGUUGCUAGAGGGGUCCAGAAAGCCUAGAGUCUAGCCCAAGACAAAGGUUUACGCACGCUUGUCUUGAUCCACUGAGGGCUAAAGGCAACAUGCAAAACAAAAAACUCACAAUGGAAUAAAACAGUAUUGAAGAAAUCAGAGCAAAGGGAAAAUAGGGAGAGGAAAAAUACGUAACUCCAGGAAGGAGGAUAGAUAGUAUACUGGGUGUAUGAAGAAGACAGGCAGGAUAAUUAGCUGCUGCAGGGGAGGUUCAGAUGGUGGAGACAGAGCUCAGAAGAGGAGAUGGGGGAAAGCUGGAACAGAUGGGAAGAGGCUCUGCAAGCCCAGCCUUUAAGGCAGAACAGCUCUGGAUGGAGGCAUUUGGGCAGGGUGGGGGGGCGGGGAGGCUGGCAUGGCUUGUACAGACAAUAACUGAGCUGAAUCUGGAAUGACUCCUGUGAGAGAGAAAGGGCUCCCCACACCCCCUCACAGGAUGCGGACCGGCAGGGGAGAACUCAGUUGCAAGCCCUUGCCCACUCCCUUUUUGGCCAUCACCCUGUGGGUGGUGGAUUAUUAACUUCCAUGAUUUUAGGUCACUGGAGGCAGGAGCCCAGUCCUGGCCAGGUCUAACUGCCUCCUCCUCCUCAUUCUGCAGGUUAAUGCUCUCCUCCAAGCCUCUGCUCCUGCCAUUCUUUGGGCAUGGAAUGCCUUUCCUCUCCCCCCGCCCCUCUAUUGGCUCUACCCACCUCCUCUGUGCAGGGUUGGCUGUUCCUGACCUUGGCAUCUGCAUUGCUCAUUGGACCCCUGGCUGACAUCGUUCUGCAUAUGUGUGAAACUGUGCACGUGUGCAGAUAGCAAGGGCAGAGAUCCUGCUGUGUUAUCAACUGACCUGGGCACUUCCCCACCUACAGAAUCAAAUGAUGAGGUCCUGAAACAAGCCAGGCCGUAGAGGCUGUCCUACUUACGGACCUGGUAUAAGAGGAGGACUCUUGUCCCUCCUUUAGAAUACUCCAUCCUGAUUUCUGGUCACAUGCCUACCCUAGUCCUUCAGCUUCUCCAUGCCCUGAGUGUCCCAGAUGGUUUCCAUCCUCCAAGACCUGAGGCCCGUGGGAAAUCCUAGCCUCGUCAGAAGUAUAGAAUGCAGCAUCAGCAUGGAGCCUAGUGUCAGGGCUGCCCCUAGCUCUCUUUUGCCCUGACCUAUGUCCCAAGCCCUGCAGACUGCUGCCCUCAGAAACCCAGCAUCUGCUAGCUCUGGAGUAGCCUAAAUCACAGCAAUAAAUCCUGACUUUGGCAUCCUGUGAAUAAUGUGCAAAGUACUUUCACAUCCGUCUUCCCGCUCCAGCCCUACCUCACUCCUGGUAGUUCGGUACCUUCUCUCCAUGGCAGACACGUGAGAUACGUGAGGCCCAGAGGCCAACCGAUGUGCCCAAAGCCACCGUCCCCAUGCCAAAGCACAACAGAGUCCCUCACUUUUUGAUUCCAUCAAAGUAUAAUUGUUAUCACAUGUCAAAGGUUUAUUUAACUCGUUAACAAAGGAACCAGAAGAAUGGAAAGCUGGUUCAGAGGAACAUUUGAGAGAUUUGUGUCUUUAGUUGGAAAAGACCUACUGAAAUAAGUUUGCUAAGAUAAGAGGUGAAGCUGGUUAAUUUACAGGACAAUAAAACCAUAACUUUUGUGGUUCUGUACUGGACUAGAGACCUUUGCAUCUUCACAUGCAUGCACAUACCUAUUUAUACACGCAGCUACGAGUGAGCAUGUGGCUUCACAAAGUUAGGACUCGAGUCAAUAGUAAAUUGUAAAAUAGGUAUUUAAUUUUUCCAGAGAGAAUUAAAUAACUCUUAGCUGUUCAACCUUGCCCCACAAUGAUACUGAAAAGACAGGCAGUUCUUC